This is a messenger RNA of Hepatospora eriocheir, 954 nucleotides long. The record is from the annotation of a GenBank genome assembly. NCBI's taxonomy places the organism in Eukaryota, Fungi, Microsporidia, Hepatosporidae.
AUGGAAAAAUAUUUUAAGAAAGGAGUUAUGUUUAACAUAGCUUUUUAUAUAAUAAAAAGUUUAAUAGUAUUAAUUCUUUCUAGAAACAUACCUAAAGAGGCACCGGAAAGAAUAAAAAAUGAAAUAAACAUAAGAGUUCUUAGAUUAUUUGUAAUAUUCCUAUGGAUAUAUAAAACACGUAUAGAUGGUUUUAUAAAUUUAGAUACUAUAAGAUUUACUACUUUACAUAUCAACUUAAUUUCCUUUUAUGGCGUAGCUGAUUUAUUUUUUACAAUAAGAUUAUUUACCGAUUUAAAAGAAUUUGAAAAUCAAACAAGGUAUUAUUAUAUCUAUUUCGUAACACUAUUUGUGCUUUUUAUUAUUGAAUUGAGAUUUAAUUCUAAACUUACUUAUGAAAUAAGUUUUUUUAUGUUUGAAAAUUACAAUCGUAUUUCACCAAAUCCUGAUGUGUUUAGUGCAAUUAAAAUCAGACAAUUUAAUUUUGUAGUAUUAUCAGGAUUAGAGUUAUUAAUUGCAUUAGAUUUUGCAUUUUUAUUUUAUGCCUUUGCAUUUAAUCUAAACUACAAUUAUGAAACAACUGUUGAUUUAGAAGAGGUUUAUCCGAUAAUCGAGUCUAUUUUUACAAUUAAAGGAUUUAUACAGUUAUUCAUAAAAGUAUGUCUUUAUGUUUUAAUUCAUGUUGAAUUUAAAAAAGAAAAACCUUUAACAAGAAAAUUGAUGAUCGUUAGUUAUUCAUUUAUUUUAAUAUUUGAUUUAAUAGCAGAUAUUAUUGGAAUUUUUAUAAGAAAAGCAAUAAGAAUUAAAACAUUAAUCAAAACAGGAACAGUUAUAAUAUUAUAUUCUGCUGGUAUCUAUUUUGCAUAUAAAGAUUAUAAAUAUCUAUACAUAAAGGUUACUCAAAGGUUAAGUAAAUUUAAAAAUAACAAUUUACAGAAAAGGUUUGAAAUUUGUUAA